Helianthus annuus (common sunflower) is the source of this 1288-nucleotide messenger RNA. Its product is annotated as probable sugar phosphate/phosphate translocator At3g11320. Gene Ontology annotation, cellular component: Golgi apparatus. Gene Ontology annotation, molecular function: antiporter activity. The record is from RefSeq and is a predicted model, not a curated record. The transcript is spliced from 4 exons. Bases 200 to 1138 code for a protein of 312 amino acids. Lineage: Eukaryota; Viridiplantae; Streptophyta; Magnoliopsida; Asterales; Asteraceae.
UUACAUCCCCUACAAUCAGCAGAAUCUCCACAAAACACUCCCUACCACCCUCUGCAUCUCUCUCUUCAAUCUCAUGAUUUCAUUUCAUUUCAUCUUCUCUCUCUAGACUGCCUGAUUCUCUCUCAUCCCCCUCAUUACCCUAAUCAUAAAAUCACAAAAACCUCAAUCCAACAUCAUCAAAAAUCAUCAAAAAAUCAUAAUGUCAGCAAUCAAGACCCCCCCACCAAACAAAUUGCUCACAUUUGGCCUUGUAUCAUCAUGGUACUCAUCAAACAUAGGUGUCUUAUUGCUCAACAAAUACUUGUUAACCAAUUAUGGAUUCAAAUACCCAAUCUUUCUAACAAUGUGUCACAUGUCUUCAUGUGCUUUGUUAAGCUACAUUGCCAUUGCAUGGUUAAAGAUGGUGCCAUUGCAAGUUAUCCGGUCUCGGGUUCAAUUCGUUAAGAUUUCUGCAUUGAGUUUGAUCUUUUGUGCAUCUGUUGUUAGUGGGAAUGUGUCGUUGAGGUAUUUGCCUGUGUCGUUUAAUCAAGCGGUUGGUGCUACGACGCCUUUUUUCACUGCGGUUUUCGCUUAUGUUAUGACUUUGAAGAUGGAGACUUGGCUUACUUAUGUCACCCUUGUUCCUGUUGUUACUGGUGUUGUUAUUGCAAGUGGGGGCGAGCCAAGUUUCAAUCUUUUCGGAUUCAUAAUGUGCGUUGGCGCUACUGCUGCGAGAGCACUUAAAACCGUGGUGCAAGGGAUACUGCUUUCCUCUGACGGGGAGAAGCUAAACUCUAUGAAUCUCCUUCUGUACAUGGCUCCUAUUGCGGUUCUUCUUCUGCUACCCGCAACAAUGUACAUGGAAGAAAAUGUUGUCGGCAUAACAAUAGCGCUCGCUCGACAAGAUUUUGGGAUUGUUUGGCUGUUGAUUUUGAACUCUUCUCUUGCUUAUUUUGUGAAUUUAACCAACUUUUUGGUCACAAAACAUACAAGCGCACUUACACUUCAGGUUCUUGGAAAUGCAAAAGGGGCGGUAGCAGUUGUUGUGUCGAUAUUAAUAUUUAAAAAUCCAGUUUCUGUGACGGGGAUGGCGGGAUACACAUUCACGGUUAUGGGGGUUAUUCUUUACGGUGAAGUUAAAAAGCGUAGCGCUAAAUAAGAGGGUGCGAUCUAACCGGAGAUGAGAUUACUAGUUUACUACCAUGUUUAGAUUUCAUAUAGAGAUAGUUCUUUCUUUUCUUAUUGUAGUUUUGACAUUGAAUCCAUUAGUAAAGAGUUUAGAAUUAAUCACAAGAAAAUAUUUUGUCAA